AACUCAUAAACGAGUUGUAUAAAAAUGACAAAAUUUUUGUGUGCUAUCCUCCUCCUCCUUUUGGUUGUUGCUAUCUCAGAAAGUGAGGCCACCAUCACCAUCGGACCUCCAACAAGACUAUGUGAAAGGUUGAGUAACACAUUUUCGGAGAGAAUAUGCAUCAUCGGAAGCAACUGUAACGCAAGGUGUUUAGAGGAAAGAGCGGUUAGUGGCGCAUGUCGCUUGCGUCAAGGGAGAUUAAGUUGCGUUUGCUCCUUUAACUGUUCCAACACACCACCUCCUCCUUCACCACCGGCCUCACCGCCGCCUCCACCACCCACUUCACCGCCCCCUCCUCUAGUCUCACCACCCCCUCCACCACCCGUCUCGCCGCCCCCACCUCCACCUGCGUCACCGCCUCCUCCACCACCAAGCUCACCGCCACCACCUCCACCUGCCUCGCCGCCCCCUACACCACCCCGCUCACCGCCUCCUCCACCACAACUAUCACCACCACCACCUAGCUCACCGCCUCCUCCUCCACCCCGUUCACCACCUCCACCCACCUCGCCGCCCCCUCCACCACCCCGCUCACCGCCUUCACCACCACCACCUGCC
Messenger RNA from Helianthus annuus (common sunflower), 597 nucleotides. Its product is annotated as leucine-rich repeat extensin-like protein 3. The transcript has 2 exons. Gene Ontology annotation, biological process: defense response. The record is from RefSeq and is a predicted model, not a curated record. The annotation marks the transcript as partial. NCBI's taxonomy places the organism in Eukaryota, Viridiplantae, Streptophyta, Magnoliopsida, Asterales, Asteraceae.